UGAUGUAUCCCCUUCUAAACCGUGUCUGGAGACAGCUGUGUAAACUUCUCGAGGUUGGGGAAAUAUGUGCAAUAUUUUGCGUUUCCUUACAGUUGUGUAGAUCAAAUAAAUUCGCCACACGAGCAUGAUAACACUAAGCGUGUGGUUUAUUGCCGUGCCGUCGCAGGUUCAGUUAUGAUACUGGCUAAAGUGAGACUUUAGCUAAACUGAGCUAGCAUGUCUUGCUAAUGUAAACAAUAACAUAUGCGGAGACGUUUUACUUCCACGCGUGUGAUUCUGACUAAAGUGUGCCGUCAUUGCUCCUCACGCGGCGUCCAGUAACCGUAACUCCACAGCUGUUGUUAUCAGCACGUUGCAUUUAACAGUUCUAGGGUGUAGUUUGGCGUCCAGUGCCUUCACACCCUCAGUCUUUGACAUAUUCCACCCUGAUCUGUCUUCUUGUUAAUCCUUCGUAAACAUAUUUUAAGACACUGUGAAUUAUCAAGAUGCAUGUACUGCUUCUCAAAGAGCCAAGAGAUGAGGAGUCUGGACCUGAUCCUUACGUUAAGGAGCUGGCGUCGUACGGCCAUAAAGCAACCCUAAUUCCCGUGCUGUCUUUCAAAUUUGUCUCUUUAAACACCUUGUCAGAUAAGCUUUUCCAAGCAGACUAUUACGGUGGUCUUAUAUUCACUAGUCCGAGGGCAGUGGAAGCUGUGGUGAAGAGCUUGGAAGCAGAUGAAAGAAAGGAAGAGUGGGACCAAUCAAUGAGAGACAAGUGGAAUACCAAAUCAAUCUACGUGGUUGGAAAGGCCACCGCUGCAUUAGUCAAGAGUCUGGGACUGAAAACUUUGGGCGAGGACACUGGGACGGCAGAAAUACUUUCACGCGUUAUCAUUGAACGUGAGGACAAAAAAAUGUCGCCACUUCUUUUCCCCUGUGGCUCACUCAAAAGAGAAGUCUUGCCCACGGCUUUGAGGGACAAUGGAGUCCCCUUGGAGACCAUGACUGUCUAUCAAACAGCUGAACAUCCAGAUCUUAAGAAAAAUCUCAAGAACUAUUUCACAGAGCAGGGAACUCCAGCCAGCAUAGCUUUCUUCAGCCCUUCAGGAGUCAGGUUUUGCCUUGAAGUGAUACAGAGGUUGUCAGUUUGCUGCUAUAGGACCUACUACACGAGACGCCAUGGCAGCAGAAGGCCUGGGUGUCAGCUGCACUGCAGAGAAGCCUACGGGCGAACAUUUGGCUGCAGCAAUAGCCAAAGCUUUGCAAGAACCAUCCACAGGACACAGUGCUUGAUUCCAGCCACUUUAGCAGAUGUUUGUGAAUUUAGAAUCAAGAUGUUUGUUAAUUUCUGCUCAUUUUGCCAGCAAAGACAAGUGAAUGUCUACAGGUUUGUCUGCACUGUGUGUUUUACAGUAUUUAUGUCAAAAUGUUUUUUUUUAAAUAAAUUUCAGCAAACGUAAUCAUGUGGAAGCUUUGUUCAGUUCGUUG
This is a messenger RNA of Betta splendens (Siamese fighting fish), 1467 nucleotides long. It is a transcript of the gene uros, whose product is annotated as uroporphyrinogen III synthase. Gene Ontology annotation, molecular function: uroporphyrinogen-III synthase activity. The coding region runs from base 486 to 1439 and encodes 317 amino acids. The transcript is spliced from 9 exons. NCBI's taxonomy places the organism in Eukaryota, Metazoa, Chordata, Actinopteri, Anabantiformes, Osphronemidae. The record is from RefSeq and is a predicted model, not a curated record. Gene Ontology annotation, biological process: uroporphyrinogen III biosynthetic process.